Amoebophrya sp. A25 is the source of this 563-nucleotide messenger RNA. Lineage: Eukaryota; Dinophyceae; Syndiniales; Amoebophryaceae. The record is from the annotation of a GenBank genome assembly.
CUUGUGUUUCCCUGCGACUUGUCGCUAUGCCUCUGCCCGUUCGUACUAUCUAAACACAGAUCUGCUAAAUUGCUAAUUGACUGUUUCUUUUGUUUCUUUUCCCACAUAACUACCCGGAAACAACCAAAAGAAAAAGUAAAUAUCUGGUGAAAAACGGUGAUCUCCUCAAAUAUAAGCAAAUAAAUGUUUAGAUUUAAAGUUGUCGAUGUCCAUGCAAGCUGCUAAAAAAGAUGAUGCUAAUAGUUCCAAUGACAUAAAGAGGACGCCUGGUGUUGCAAUAGUUAUUUUCUUUCUCGGUACUUCAUUAAAUUUUCUUGCGCCUGCAACUGCAUAUAAAUACCUUUCUCCUUGUCGAUAGUCUUCUUCGAAUAUUUUCCUUCUCUAACUACUGCGCUUCAGGAUGUGGCGGGGCACUCGGUGGGAGUGAUCAGCUAGUGAGGGUUUGGAUGUUUAAAGAAGCUCGCAGGAAGUUCAUGCAAUAGUCGACCCGUUGUCCGACAGCUCUCGACUAACCAAGCACUAACAAUAGCAUCAAGAUAAUCAAAAGCCUUGAAUUUGAAGGG